AUGGCGAUGUUCAAUCAGCAAGUGGGACUUCAAGGAUUGUUAAAGGAUGGCGGCAAGCACUUCUCAGGCGUGGACGAGGCCUUGUUGAAGAACAUCGAAGCAUGCAAAAACCUGGCGCAGAUCACGAAAAGUUCUCUGGGCCCAUUUGGCAUGAACAAGCUCAUUGUCAAUCACUUGGGCAGACAUUUUGUCACCAGCGAUACCAAUACCAUUGUCACAGAGCUGGAAGUGAUGCACCCCGCAGCAAAGUUGAUUGUCAUGGCAGCCAAAUCUCAGGACCAGGAGUCCGGGGAUGGCACCAACCUUUGCGUCAGCUUCGGCGGGGAGCUCCUUCUACGAGCCGAAGAAUUGCUGAAAGAAGGCAUUCACGCCAACGAUGUGUACAAGGGAUAUGAGCUGGCCAGGGAUAAGGCCAUGGAGUUCUUGAACGAUCAAGUGGCGUGGUCGGUGGAUGACUUGAAGAGCACAGAGCAGCUCACCAAAUGCGUGAAGACUGCCAUCUCUUCCAAGCAGUUGGGCUGUGAAGGGCCGCUCGCCAAGCUGGUCGCGGAGGCCUGCGUGCAGGUUAUGCCUCCCACCCCCAGCAGGUUUGAUGUCGACAAUGUGCGGGUCACCAAGGUGCAAGGCGGAAACCUGAACAGUUCCUUCGUGGUGGAGGGGAUGGCCAUUGCUCGACGCGCAAGUGGCGUGGAGCAGUACAAGGAGAAAGCAAAGGUGGCGAUUUAUGCCGAGGCCCUUGAGCUCGGAAGCACCGAAACGAAGGGCACCGUGCUCUUGGAGAGUGCAGAACAGCUGAUGAACUUCACAAAGGGCGAGGAGCAAAAGAUGGAAGAGAUUAUCAGGUCCAUCAAGGAGGUGGGUGUGGAUGUGGUCAUCGCAGGUGGCACCAUCUCAGACAUGGCACUUCACUUCCUGAACAAAUACAAGAUCUUUGCACUGAAGAUCAAUUCCAAGUUCGAGCUCCGCCGUGUUUGUCGUACAGUGGGUGCCACCAGCAUUGUGCGCUCCGGCCCGCCGCUUCCAGAAGAAUGUGGCUAUGUGGAGUCUAUCAAGGUUGAAGAGAUGUCUUCCGAGCCUUUCACCAUCAUCAAGACCCGUGACUCCAAGAUUGCUACGGUGGUGCUGCGCAGUGCCAGCCCAAAUGUCCUAGACGAGUUGGAACGCGCCGUGGACAAUGCCGUGAACGUGGUCAGAUGUACGACCAGGGAUCCCAGGUUUGUGGCAGGGGCUGGCGCAACGGAGAUUGAGUUGGCGCAUCAGCUGCAGCAGUUCGGCGCCACGGUGCCUGGCUUGGAUCAAUACGCUGUGUUGAAAUUUGCGGAGGCUUUGGAGGUGGUUCCGAGGAUUUUGGCGGAGAAUGCCGGGCACAGCCAUGUGGACGCCAUCACGGCAUUGUAUGCAGCGCACCAAAAGGGUGAGAAGUCUGCAGGGAUCGAUGUGGAUGCCGGGCCAGUGUGCAAUGCAGUGGAGAAGGGCAUCUUAGAUCACAUGGAGACGAAGCGCUGGGCCAUGCGCUUCACCCUCGAUGCGGUCCUCACUGUCCUCAAGGUGGACCAGAUCAUCAUGGCCAAGCAGGCGGGUGGCCCCAAGGGCGGAGGAAAGGCUUGGGGGCGAGGGCGAACAGCUGCCCUGGUGUACAGUUUUGUAGAGGCAUGGCGGCAGCGUAAGUUGGUCAGAUGGGCACGGGAAAGCCGAGCAGAGAAGCACAACUGGGACAGGGCUUGGAUGAGAGAACUGCUGACCAAUGGAUCGAUGCCCAUCCGCUUGGUGGGUCAACUGCCUUCAGCCAUUUUCUCUGGAAAGUUGAUCAAAAACAGGUUUCUGUCGGUGUGCGCGCCCAAAUUUCGGCAUGGCCUGCCACCUCGCUUUCUGAUGCUGUUGGCACUGCAUCUGGACAUCCUGGACUAUGAAAAGGACGAGAUGGUCUACCACUGCAUCUCGGCGUUUGAUCCACACAGCCUGUCUACAGCAAGGCAACGACCAGGCACGGGGGCUGGCGACCUGAUGUCCUUGGUGGAAAACGCCUUCAGCAUCUACCUGGUGCUUGCAGGCGUUUUUGCUAGUGUGGCUCUACCUACUCCUGAAGGCGGCAUGUCAGAGAACGUGGAUUUUCUGGCCGAAGCACUGGCCAGUCUAAAAAGGCACAACGACAAACAGCAGGCAGCCUUUCGACUUUUGAGAGUUGGACGUACUACCUUGGGAUCCUUUGGCGGCAGCCUCAAUUUGGACGAUGAAGAAGCAUUCGAAAAGCCCAAGAUGGGCGGGCUAUCACCCUUCCACCUUCACUGCGAGGGAAGUUACUUUGGAGAUGUCGAGGUCUUUGCCACUCCACCACUUCAACGAAGCUGUUCAGUGCGCUGUGAACGCGACGGUGGCAAGUUGCUUCAGAUGCACAAGGAUAAGGUGCAACGAUUGUUGAAGGACUUCCCAAACUGUUUGAAGGCUUGGUGUUCGCAGGCCAGUCGACAUGAAAAAAAGCGCAAGGCCAAACUGCAGAUGUUGACGGAGCCGAUGGACAUGUAUGACCUGGCCAAGAAGGAGAUCCAGCGAGCUGUCGUUGAAGUCUGGCGACGGAAAGGGCAGGAUGAAGCCAUCAGCAAGGACAGCAGCGGCAGCAGGCCGCUGAAAAUCGCAACCAGCAGUGACACAGAUCUUUUAGCUCGGCAGCCUGCGGAAGUCUUUGCAGGAGACAGGGAAGUCACAGAUUUAAAGGGAGAGGUACGGGAAGUGAAGGACCAAGUGAAGCACUUGACCCGACAGAUGGCUCAGCUUCAAGGUGGCAUGAGAAGUAUCCAGGACUCAUUGUCCGAAGUUGUAUCAAUGCUUAAUCGCAAGGAUCCCAGCUGCUUCGAAGAGCGUCUGAGUUCGGUAUGA
Molecule: messenger RNA, 2874 nt
Organism: Cladocopium goreaui
Lineage: Eukaryota; Dinophyceae; Suessiales; Symbiodiniaceae
Source: the annotation of a GenBank genome assembly